Acomys russatus (golden spiny mouse) is the source of this 1559-nucleotide messenger RNA. RefSeq names its product V-set and immunoglobulin domain containing 1 (gene Vsig1). The coding region runs from base 81 to 1307 and encodes 408 amino acids. The transcript is spliced from 7 exons. The record is from RefSeq and is a predicted model, not a curated record. Gene Ontology annotation, biological process: maintenance of gastrointestinal epithelium; epithelial cell morphogenesis. Gene Ontology annotation, cellular component: plasma membrane. Lineage: Eukaryota; Metazoa; Chordata; Mammalia; Rodentia; Muridae.
GAUUGAAGAAGCCAAUUUGAAACUCAGUCUAGUUCAGGCAGUCUCCUGACUGGCACCUGCUGCUCCGAGCGACUCUCAAAAUGAUGGUGUUUGCAUUUUGGAAGUUCUUUCUGAUCUUAAACUGCCUCGCAGGUCACGUUAGUAUGGUGCAAGUGACCAUCCCAGAUGGUUUCAUGAAUGUGACCGUUGGAUCUAAUGUCACUCUUAUCUGCCUGUAUACCACCACUGUGACAUCCCUGGACAAGCUUUCAGUCCAAUGGUCUUUCUUCCACAACAAGGACAUGGAGCCAACUUCUAUUUACUACUCUGAAGGUGGACAAGCGUCGGCUAUUGGGCAAUUCAAGGAUCGAAUUAUAGGGUCUUCGAAUCCAGGUAAUGCGUCAAUCACUAUACUGAACAUCCAGCCAAAAGACAGUGGAAUUUACAUCUGUGAUGUCAACAACCCUCCAGAUUUUGUCGGCAAAAACCAAGGCAUCCUUGACGUCAGUGUGUUAGUAAAACCUUCCAAGCCCUUUUGUACCAUCCAAGGAAGACCAGAAGCCGGCCAUCCCAUCUCCUUGUCCUGCCUUUCCGCCGUUGGAACACCAGCUCCCAUCUAUUACUGGCAUAAGAUUGAAGGAAACACCGUUGUUCCAGUAAAAGAAAGCUUUAACGCGGCUACUGGAGUUUUACUUCUUGGAAAUCUAACAAACUUUGAAGAAGGCUAUUACCAGUGCACUGCCAUCAACAGUCUUGGCAACAGUUCCUGUGAAAUCGACUUAACCUCUUCACAUCCAGAAGUUGGAAUCAUCAUCGGUGCAUUGAUUGGAGCUCUGAUAGGCGCUGCUGUCAUUGUUUCUGUUGUGUACUUUGCCAGGAACAAAGUUAAAUCAAGACAAACGAAGAGGAAUUUAAAUUCCAACACAGAACUCGAACCAAUGACAAUGGCAAGUCACGCCCACGAAACUGAAGCUGUUCCAUCUGAUGAUGUCCAGAUAGAAGUAACUGUGCCAUCUUCCAUCCAUGACGCCCACAACACCGAACCUGCUUCUGCCAUCUUGGAGCCAGAAUACGAGCCUGAUCCUCCAGUGGAAACUGCCACACAGCCUGACCCUGAAGCCGAGCCACUGCCAAUGCCUGCCAUGGAGGAGAUCCAUCUGGAUCCAGAGCUGGAGCUGGAGCCAGAACCAGAAACAGACCCCGAGCUUGAUCUUGAGCCCGAAACUGAAUUUGAGUCUGAGCUUGAGCCUGAGCUCGAGCCUGAGCCCCAGUCUGGAAUAAUAAUUGAGCCUCUGCGUGAGGAGGAAAAAGAAACAGUGAAGGCAUAGGCAUAGAUAGGUGUGGCACUAAGGAUGGCAGGUUUCACUAAGGGGGGACCCAUUACUGGCCUUUAAAAUUCGGUGGACUUAACCAGCCUCCAGUUUGUCUAUCCAUCAUGGACAACUGUUGUCUAACAACGUGCUUACUCUUACCAUUAAUGCAAAAUAAAUAAAUCAACGUAACUACUAAUGACAUGCAAAGGUUUCUGCUUUCUUAGUAUAGAUUGCUUUAAACUGUACUAAUGUGUAAACCUAACAAAU